AUGCCUACAGUAACAAUACCAACUAUACCUACAAUACCAACUAUAUCUACAAUACCAACUAUACCUACAAUACCAACUAUACCUACACUUCCAACUAUACCUACACUUCCAACUAUACCUACAAUACCAACUAUACCUACAAUACCUUCAAUAACAUUUUCAACUGCACCACCAACAACACCUCCUCCAACUGUUCCAACUAUAGCACCAACUACAGCACCAACUACGGCACCAACAACAAUAUUUCCGAACUGCAUCUGCGUACUGAUAUCGCAAUGCGCUCCUAAUGGAAUAGUCACCAUCUCUGGCGAGGGUGUAAUAGAUCCGCGGUACGGACUGUGCCCCGGCAACCUGAUCUGCUGCAGGAUAUUGGUGAAUACGAUGCAGCCACCGACGAGCUCUGCGACUACGGUGACCACGAUACCACCCACAGUUACGACCGUACCAUCUAGGCAGACGCAACUGUGCUUUGUAUGCGGCAACGUCACUGUAUGUUACACCUGCAUGGUCAUCAUGAUGCCCGGCGGUGGUACCAUGAUAGACCCCAGAUUCUCUGAGGUCUUGUCACAGGGAAAUAUCUGCACGGCGACGAACAUACCGUCCUGCAGUCUGAGCACGUCGCCACGCGCGUCGAUUACGGAUCUGGGCCCGUUGAAAAAUCCGGGUACGUCGCAGGAGUGUUACUGCAUAAAGACCUGGCUGUGUUCUGAAGGGAACGCGGUCAGUCCGGACGGUCUCGGUAUAAUUGAUUCGCGAUUCACGUUGUGCUUGGCGGCGGACGAAGUGUGCUGUCGGCGCACAGGUAUCAAUCUUCAGGGCAACCCCGGCACCUCAUCUCGAGAGCUAUUGAACGGACUACCCAAUCGCUCGACUUCGCAAAAUGCUUGUGGUAUACCGAACAAUAGUUAUGCGCCGCGUAAGUAUAAACUGUAUAGUUGUUAUAUUUGUUAA
Molecule: messenger RNA, 951 nt
Organism: Wasmannia auropunctata (little fire ant)
Lineage: Eukaryota; Metazoa; Arthropoda; Insecta; Hymenoptera; Formicidae
Product: mucin-5AC-like
Exons: 1
Coding region: 1-951 (316 amino acids)
Source: RefSeq, a predicted model, not a curated record